Messenger RNA from Dreissena polymorpha, 7096 nucleotides. RefSeq names its product dual specificity tyrosine-phosphorylation-regulated kinase 1A-like. Bases 2129 to 4435 code for a protein of 768 amino acids. The transcript has 9 exons. Lineage: Eukaryota; Metazoa; Mollusca; Bivalvia; Myida; Dreissenidae. Gene Ontology annotation, molecular function: protein serine/threonine kinase activity; transcription coactivator activity; ATP binding. Gene Ontology annotation, cellular component: nucleus. Gene Ontology annotation, biological process: peptidyl-serine phosphorylation; peptidyl-threonine phosphorylation; protein autophosphorylation. The record is from RefSeq and is a predicted model, not a curated record.
UGUUCUUUGUGUAAGAACAUUUGUACCUAGAGGGAUAACUGUUGGAUUUAUUAAUAGGGUUAAGUGGAUGUGUCUACCCAGACUGAUUCUUUGAAUAAAAGAAAAAUCUGGUUAAAAAACUAUUUGUGAAAGUGAAAAUAGAUACAACAAAAUUAAUGCUUAUGUAUAUUUUUGUGGCGUGAAUUGUCUGUGAAAAGUAGAAAGCUGAUCAAGAUGUUAGCUAAGCCAGUGAGUCAUUUAGCAGUGAAUAAUAUAGUGACCUUAAACACUGGCGGUUACAAAGAGUGUUUCACUGGUUUAUAAAGAUGAUUGUGGACUGACACAUUGAUGUUGUGGGGGUCGUUUUCAUGUACAUAGCGGAAUGUCCCUUAGGCUACAUGGUCUGUCUAGCUGUGUGUGACAGCCUAGUGUGUGUACCUAGCUAUCCCAUUCAGAUGGUUAUUGCGCAAGUUUAAAUGGCCAGAUAAUACACUCUUGUUAAGAUCUGUCACUGCAAGUGAUAACAGGCUUGGGCUACUAUAUUUGGUUAACAUGGCUCACGUUUUAAGUGAUAAUUUCGCAAGUGCUUGCAUGAUUCCUUGUUAAACGUGGAUAAGAACUUCUGUGAAUAUUACUGAAGUGUUGCCUGUUGUUUUAACACUGGAUUUGUUUUCUUGUGUGUUGUGAACAGAGAGAGUAAUAUUCAUGUUCGUAUAUUGUUGUACUGGUACACCCACACACUUUUGGAUUUGUAUUGGUGGCUUAGUGAAAAUGGAUGCUGGGCCUAUUUUUAGACACACAGGCAUCUGUUGUUAUGAAUAAUUCUGCUGUUGUAGGUCAGUGAAUAGUUGUUCCAUUGUGAAAUGGUGUCGGUGUUUAAGAAAAAACAUGUAUAUACUGGACCUAUUUAAACUAAAUGACUGUAAAGUGUGUUGUCGCUAAAAGUGUGGGACUCUUCAUACAUGUAUACUACACACGUGGAAACAGCUGACUGUGUUAUUGUUGUACAGGUUAUGUUUCAUCCAAAUACCUGGAAUUUCUUGACUACCACCAACAACUAGACUGUAAUGAAGUAUAAAACUGUCAGACAGUGACCUUUGUCCAUUAGGUAGUGUCAGAUUUUAAGGAUAAAACUGCUUAACAUUUGUACACAAGUUUAUAUUUAUUGAUGUCACAAGGAAACAUUUGGGUGUGAAUCAUCCAUGAACAACUGAUAUUGAUUUUUUAAGAGAGGACCUGAUUCACAAGUUUUUGCUUUCGUUGGAAUUUAAAAAAAAGAAGACCAGACCUUAUGCCUAUGGAUGAAUCAUACAUGAACAUCAUUAAACUGGAAAUCACAAGUUCUCUAUUGUAUCUUUUUGGAUGGAGUUCUAUCAUGCUAUGCAAGUGUGUGAAUUUUAAAAGAUGUUUCAUCAAAGGAGAUAAGUAAUACAAACAAAACACUCUGUGUGGAUAAUUUUUCAUGUGACUCUGUUUCUCUGAAAAAAGUGGUUGAGUGGCGCUGGACAACUUCUAGGAAGACAUACAGAAAUCUUUUGCACAACAACAAUUAUCAGUUCACAUCUUUAUAGGGAUUGAUGUACAUGUUCAUAGUAUUAUGUGUUGAAAAGUGACCGAAUAACAUAGCUCUGUGACUGUCAUAUUUCUGUGCUUAACAAGAUUAUAAGUUGUCCAAUUUUCCUCACAACUUUGAAGUGACCAGUUUGUGCUAUAUUUAAGUAUACCAACUCCUUAGUAUUUUUUUGAAAAUCUGGAUAUAACAAUGGUAUCAAAGUUGAAAGACUGUCCAGCAACUGGGCUGUAAACAAUCAGUGUUUUGUGUUCUGAUUUUUUUAUAAUAUUGGAUUAAACAUAACUAUCUCAUGGUGCAAUACCAUUAGACAGCCAAGGAUUCAUAAACAAUAGGAAUUUCUGUUGUUGGAAAAAACUGGAUUAAAGAAUCUUACCAAUUUCCUGACACUGGACAAAACAAAUUUCCUAGAACAAUUUCAUUUUUGGCUGGUAUUGUUGUUAAAUUCAAAAACUGGACCAAACAAAUCUUUCCAAUGGUCUGAAACUGGACAAGAAAACAAAUUAUCAUUAACAAUUACAUUCUUUGGUUGAUGAUGUUGUAACUUUUGUGGAAAACUGAAUUUAAUGAAUCGUUCCAAUGGUGAGUGGUGGUAAAUCCCCACAACACAGCAUGGUGGAUACUGAACCAACCGGGACGGGGGGUGUAAAGGACCCCUUGCCCGUAACGGACCGAACCCUCUGGCUAAAACACCAGCAGGAAGCAUACUUGCAGUCAAUGAAACUUAAACGCCAGCUGUCAAAAAGUCGCCAUGUACCGAUGGUUUACGGGCGACUAGUGGACACAGAUCAGCUGAUCAUCAUGACCGACUCCCUGCAACAGCAGCAGGACAUGGCGGCCAUGCAGAAUCGCAUACCGACGAACUUCCGCGACGCGACAGGCGGUCCACUGCGCAAACUGAGCGUGGAUCUCAUUAAGACGUACAAACACAUCAAUGAGGUAUACUAUGCAAAGAAAAAACGCCGUGCCGCUCCAGGGGCACAGGGGGACGAAAGUGGGCACAAGAAGGGGAAGGUCAACGUACACGCUUAUAACGAAGGUUACGAUGACCCCAACCACGAUUAUAUCGUAAACCCGGGAGAGAAAUGGCUGGACCGAUAUGAAAUUGAUUCACUCAUAGGGAAAGGGUCUUUUGGACAGGUGGUUAAAGCGUUUGACCACCAGGACCAGGAACCUAUCGCCAUUAAGAUCAUUAAGAACAAGAAACCAUUCCUCAACCAGGCUCAGAUAGAGGUGCGACUACUGGAGACGAUGAACAAACACGAUGCGGAAAAUAAAUAUUAUAUAGUCAAAUUGAAAAGACACUUCAUGUUUCGAAAUCACCUGUGUUUAGUGUUCGAACUACUAUCGUACAAUCUCUACGACUUAUUACGGAAUACAAACUUCAGAGGUGUGUCGUUAAACUUGACUAGAAAGUUCGCACAACAAUUGUGUACGGCCUUGUUGUUUCUCGCCACUCCGGAGUUAAACAUUAUUCACUGUGACUUGAAACCUGAGAAUAUAUUGCUGUGCAACCCAAAACGUAGUGCAAUUAAAAUUGUGGACUUUGGUAGUUCGUGUCAAUUAGGACAAAGGAUCUACCAGUAUAUCCAGUCUCGUUUCUACCGGUCGCCCGAGGUGUUGCUGGGUAUCCCGUAUGACCUGGCCAUCGAUAUGUGGAGCCUGGGCUGUAUACUCGUGGAAAUGCAUACAGGAGAACCUCUGUUCGCUGGGUCUAACGAAUUUGACCAGAUGAUGAAGAUCGUUGAAGUUCUCGGCAUGCCUCCAAAGCACCUUCUUGAUCAAUCAGGAAAGGCACGGCGGUACUUUGAUCAGCUUUCAGACGGCUCCUAUGUCUGUAAGAAACCUAAAGAUGGGAAAAAGUACAAACCCCCGGGUACCCGUAAACUGCACGACGUCAUCGGCGCAGACACUGGGGGACCGGGAGGUCGACGUGCAGGGGAACCGGGUCACACCGUGGCAGACUACCUGAAGUUCAAGGACCUGAUCCUACGAAUGCUCGACUUUGACCCGAAAACGCGGAUAACGCCCUACUACGCUCUGCAGCACAAUUUCUUCAAGAAGACGACAGACGAGAGUACGAACACGUCGAAUAGCACAUCUACGAGUCCCGCCAUGGAACAGCACAACGUGACUGGCCCCACAGUCGGGUCAUCCAGUAGCGGUCGCGCUCGGUCGGACCCCACACACCAGCACCCAACUCACUUGCACGUUCACUCCCACUCGGCCGCGCACCAGGGCACCGGUCUCCACGCCAACCUCACGCAGUACCAGACCAUGGAGUGCGAGAGUCCCCUGGGGGGAGGGGCAGCCAACCCCAGGGGCUUGUCCCAGGGUGGCCACAUGACCCAGCCAUCAUCCCAGCAACAGGUCUACUCGCAACAGAGCUGGCCAGGCAGCAUGGGAGUUGUUGGCGGUGGCUCGCAUUUGCACCAGCAGCAACAUCGUCACCAUCGGCAACAGUCGCCACCAUCGAGUUUCAGUUCUCACGGUCAGCUGUCAUCGAGUCACGGGGGGAACUCGGCGAGUCUGAUCAUAGGUCCCGGGUUCGUUUCUUCUGCCACUUUGCCGCCUCAGUCGGGGCGGUCCGUAGACAUUGUGCCUGGCGGACAUAGUGGACACGUUAGGGUGCACAGUAGUUCUGACCCCCCACAGAUUGCACCAAUGAAUAUGCAUUUGUCUGGCUACGCACCGCAGUACGGACAAUACCCACAGCCCCAGUGGGCAGGCACGGGGUUCCCGUACACGCUUUCUUCACCAGAGGUCCCAUUACCUGUUGGGCCUGAAAACCCCUCUGUGCAGCAUACAAGAGGGUCUAGCGAAAGGGGGGACGAGUCACCAAUGAUGGGCGUUGUAGUACAACAAAGUCCAGUAGCUAGCCAUUGACGGAGGCUGACUCCUAGUUUGUGAUUGUGAUAAUUCUUUUUUGAAAGCAGGCUUUUCGUCACUGCCAGGUGAAUGGUGAAAGGACCGAGGCCUUCUGUGAUUCUGUCCAUACAGUAUGUCAUUGUUUCGCAGGGUGCUUGAACAGAAGUGGCCUGGUCGUAUCGCGGUUGCCUUAGAGGGACGGCACUGUGUGUGUUUGAUAAUUGGCUUAUAAAGCUCAUGUUAUGGACAGGUGAUGAGUGUUAUGUGGAUAAAAAAUGGAUUGUAAAAAAGAUGAAGCACAGUUUGAAAAGAAGGACCGUAGUGAUUUGCUUGAAGUUUAGGAGUCUGGAUCUGAACAGUGCCUUGGUUAAGGCAAAGUUGUGUGUGGUAUUGCAUCAGUCUGAACAUUGGGUGUGUGUAACCUCCAGUGCAAACCAGCCAAGCUGGUGAAGAUCUCGCCACAUCACCCACUAGCGGGCCGUGGUGGAAACGUGGUGGAAGGUCAAGGUCACAUCAGUAGGCUUGGGCAGGAGUUCUCAUUGAUCGACACCAGGGGAUGGGGCUGUUGGAGUCAAUAUUGCGCAAUUCUGAGACUUGGAGACAGAAAUGUGCAGAGGGUGUGGCUAAGAGCCUUAAGUAAUGUGAGUGCGAUUCAGUGAAGCCGUUAGUGCUUAAACUGUUGUUACCAGUCACUGCAGAAAUGUAAACAGUUAGUGUUUUGCUAAGGAAUUUGUUGUUGUGUUUUGUGACAGGAAGCUGUGUGCCCCUUGAUAGCUUACGUUUGAAAAACAUUUCCCAGCAGUUAAACUGCUCGUUAUAUUGUAAAUCAAUGUUAGAUGUUUGUUCUGAUGAAAAACGAAAUAUCUGUCUAUUGAAAGUGAGAUGUACGGAGAUUUGUGUAAUGAUGGUACUGUGAAGAGGAUGUAUUUUAUGACUUCUCUAUGAAGAAGGACUUAUCAGUAUUUGUCAUUCAACUCUUGUGUAUUGAUCACACAUUUACUCACAUCACUUUGUGAAAAUGGUCACAGACUGUUUGUGAGUUAAGAUUGGCCAUUGUGCUGGCAAAGUUCUUUAUCGUAAUAUAUGCUUCGAAUUUUUAUCCUCUAAGUUUUAUUUAAAAGAAGUAUACUUGUGGAAAAAAUUCCUCUACAUUUUUAACUAUGCAAAUAUUAGUUACCGGAAUUAUUAGCCAAGUUUUCUGUUACAAUUCCAGAAUGUUUUCAUUUGUCUAUUCAUGUUUAUUUAUUUAGAUUUUUAACCUGAAACUAAAUAUUUUGCUUGUCUCGGUGUAAACUUGUUGUAAGAGUCGAACACAGAAAACGACUUGUAAAUAGAAAGGUGCUUCACAAACUAUGAAUUCGAUCUCUGUUACCCUUUUAUCUAAAAUUGCGCAUGGGGCCCAUAGUAAAAAUGCUCACAAGUUCUUAUUGCUUAUAUGAACUAAAGUCUAAAUUUCAGAUUAUUGUGAUUUUAGUUAUAUUCAAUAUUGUUUCAUUAAAUUCUAUUGUAUAUAUAUAUACACUUUAGUCACAUGCGUUAAUAAAUGUUAAUAAAAAGAUAAAAAACAGAAUUUGAAUUAACAGGUUAAUUCUGUAGUGUAAUAAAUAUGAACGAAAACAUGUUUGCGAGAUAAUCUGAUCAUGUUAAAAUUAGGUAUUUUUUGUGGUUUAAUUUCAAUUGUUGGUCAAAAGCCAUAUGUUUUAAGUUGUUUGACAUUUCCUUGUAAAAAGAUAAAUCAAACAAUUACAUGCUUUUGAAAUUGCUUUUAAAUAAUUUUUUGCCCGCAAAUUAAAUAAUGUUAUCAAAAUAAUAGUGAAAAGUUUAAUAGUAAAUAAACAAUCAUGUUGAUUUAAUAAAUGAUCCUAUGCCAAUUCGGUUGCAAAAAUGAAUUAGCUGGUUAUCUUUGAACUCAACAGUUUUAUUCUGCAUUGAAUGUUCAUAUUUCUCUUGUGGACCAUCUUUGAAAUAAUGUAACAAUGUUGAUUGUCUAUGGAAUAUACAUUAAAUAUUUAAAUUAUAUUUAAAUCGUUGAUUAAUUUGUUUACCUAUCCUUUACGAAAUCAACUGUAUUAAACAUAAAAAUAAUAUAAUAGUCUAUAGUUAUUUUUUAUGAGCCUUUAUGUAUUGAUAAAAUAUAUUUGUUAAAUUUUUGUUUUGGGUAAGCAAACAAAAUAAUUAUUUUUAAGAGCCUUGUUUGAGAAAAGUGGGACGAAUGCAACUGUGUAAAGUGUCAUCUCAAAUUAUCCUGAGAACUUGAGUCUUUCUGUGCGGGAACCGAAUUUUGAAGGCCUUUGCAAACAGUUUGGAUCCAGAUGAGACGCCACAGAACGUGGCGUCUCAUCUGGAUCCAAACUGUUUGCUAUUCUGAUAGUAUUUUUUGGAAAAAAAAUUCGAAGAAAUGCUAAUUGUAGAAAUUCAGCAGACGACAUUUUAGCAGACGAUAAAUUUCCCAGCAUGCAAAGGGUUAAGUCUGUACACGCUAAUGAGGGAAGACACUUUCUGAUUUUUUGGAAUUCUUCGUUUAUGUGAAGUCUCUUUUAAACGAAAAUACAGCUGAAGAGGAAAGCCCUUUGCACAUUAUCACUUCAUUGUUGCAUUUAUAUUAUCAUGAAUAUGGUGUAAAUAUUGUGAUAAUUCUAUUUAAUGAAACUGGAUGGUGAAUAAAAUGCCACAAACCUG